Molecule: messenger RNA, 507 nt
Organism: Alternaria ethzedia
Lineage: Eukaryota; Fungi; Ascomycota; Dothideomycetes; Pleosporales; Pleosporaceae
Exons: 2
Coding region: 1-507 (168 amino acids)
Source: RefSeq, a predicted model, not a curated record
AUGUUACAGGAAAGCAUGACGUUCAAGUCGGAGUCGACGUCUGGCACCACGUCCAGUAAGGCGAGUAGCCUGUUCGACCUGGACCAGAACGGCGAAAAAUCUAUCCUCGUGUACAAGUAUCGCUCAGGCGCAAAGGGCCUAGAGGUCAAGACUGAGCGUGAUCUUUGCACUGAACUCGACCAAGAUCCGUCAUUACCCUUCAUACGCGUCACAAAGAAGCCUAUACCGCGCGGCAACAGUCGGCUUGACAUACUCAACGAAGACCUACUCGCCCCCUCGGAACGCGAAAAGUACGCAGAGAAGCCUACGCUCAAGGCUUCCGUCGCAAAUGUGGGACUGCCCACGCUCGCCAAGUGGAAACACAUGAUAUUGGGCAGCUACGACGAUCUCUAUAUCGUCUCGCGCUCGCAUACCUUGUCGCCUGAGGCGAGCAAAAACAACAGUCCAGAGUCCAGUCAGCACGUCAACUCGUUUCCUAGAGAAACGGUGCACAGCGAUGAUGCCUAG